AUGCCUUCCCAAAUCUUCGUCACCGAGCCUCACCCUACCGUGGCACCAAACACCUACAUCUACUCCGGCCGCGGCGGCUUCGGCAACAUUCGCAAGGCGCCCCAGGUCCUCACCCCGGCCACCGGCAUCACCACGCCCCUCAAGCCCGCCGGCAACGGAGACGCAACCCGCCGCUUCUACUCUGGCAUCGGCGGCGCCGGCAACCGCCACGAGGCCUCUGAGUGUCUCGUCCGCACCUUUGACGAGGACUUUGACCGCCAGGAGGUUCGCGACCGCGCCGCCGUCGGCCACGUCGGUAUCGGCGGCGCCGGCAACGUCACCCGCCGGGUCUCGGACGCUUCCUCCGUCCACAGCGGCGCCUCCGAUGAGUCUGCGUCUACUUCGUCGCUCAAGUCUCUCAAGAACCGCGGCGGCAACUUCUGGCGCCGGGUCACCAAGGCCAACUGA
Messenger RNA from Colletotrichum phormii, 447 nucleotides. RefSeq lists its product as uncharacterized. The transcript has a single exon. Bases 1 to 447 code for a protein of 148 amino acids. The record is from RefSeq and is a predicted model, not a curated record. Lineage: Eukaryota; Fungi; Ascomycota; Sordariomycetes; Glomerellales; Glomerellaceae.